AUGCUUUUGCGGAUGAAUUCAAUAUUGCGUGUCGAUGACAUGAAGCCGCCGCCACCACCACCAUCCCCUGAAUCCAACACGCAGAAACCCAAUAGCGUUGAAUAUGUACUAGCAAAAAAGAGCCACAAUGGCCAUCUCCAUCUUGUUGAUGUAGUGGACUUUAUUCUUCGAGCGAGGAAGCUUUCCACUCAAGCAUCGCCACCACCAUCAUCUUCUUUAUCCAACAAAAACUUGGACAAAGAGCCACCAAUACCCAAGAUUGUCAUUCCAACCGACCCACCAUCACCAGACCAUGAGGAUAUUGUAGUAUCCAAGCAACGUGAAACCGCAGCAAUAUACCGCAAAGCACCACAACGGUCAUUGUCUUUAACCCAUGCAUCAUAUCCAUGUCGUCCUACUGCCCAGCGUAGAUCCACAAUCAGUGCUAAAAGUCAUCAGCCACCAUCACCACGGUCAUCUCGACCCACUUUACAUGGCUAUGGUGGGAGUACUGACAGCUUGGGUGCACCGAUAUCCAUUCGAUUGCUUGGUCCGGAACCUUACAUUGAUCUUAAUUCAACCAAGCAUACACCACCAAAGAAUAGAAGACCAUCCGCUUAUUCAUCCUCCUCAGCUUCAUCCUCGUCGUCGUCAUCUUGUUCCUCUUAUUCAAUCGAACGCAAAAAGAGCAUCAUCAAUGAUAGUAGUAGUCGUCACCAGCAUAAAAGAGUAGCCUUCAAAACGACAUCACAAUCCGCUGCAGCUCCAUGUAACAACAACAAAGCCCUUCCUCCUUCACCCGCACCCUCUAAUAUGAUAUCGAAUACGCGGUAA
Lichtheimia ornata is the source of this 813-nucleotide messenger RNA. RefSeq lists its product as uncharacterized. The record is from RefSeq and is a predicted model, not a curated record. The transcript has 3 exons. Bases 1 to 813 code for a protein of 270 amino acids. NCBI's taxonomy places the organism in Eukaryota, Fungi, Mucoromycota, Mucoromycetes, Mucorales, Lichtheimiaceae.